GGCCCCUCCCCGAACCCUCCCUGCCGAUCCUUCACCCCUUGUUUGGUGAGAACUUGUGUGUGGGGCGUCGAUGGCAUGGCUGUGGUCGGAGGCUUCAGGGGUGUGUGGGGCCUCAGUCGGGGGAAGGUUUUCCCCAACUGUGUAAAUGCGCAGCAGCCCAGAGGCACGGGUAAGGGGCGCUGGGGUUAGCUUGUGUGUGUUUUUUGGUGGAGGAGGCUACUUAGGGAGGGGUUUUGGGGGGGCUGAAAUUCCCAGAAUUCCAGGGUGUUAGCCAAUCAGAAGUGAGUCUGGACUUUUGACCCCCCCCCUCAGGUCAUCAUACAGUUGUGAUUGGCUGGUUUGGGUUGCCCCCCCCUUCCCUGCUGCCUAUUCCCUCUUACCUAUUCUGUGACACCUCCCUCCAGGCUGUUUCUGAGGACCCUGUUUGGGGGGAGGGAUUGAUUGGGGGCCGUCUUGCCCCCCUCCAAAUUAUCCUGCCUGUUGCCAGGGAAGGUUUGCCCUCCUGAGGGACACGAGGUCCUCCUGGGGUGUGGGGGGCAGAUAAUUGGGCCCUUGGGUCUGGCAUCUUCGCCCUAGUGGGAGGGGGAAUGUGGCAGCCCCAGGCAAGCUAGGAAAUAAGAGUGACUUGUGAGAAUUGAAUUGAGGGGAGCGAUGCUUGACCCCAAUGAGAGGACUUAGGUUCAGAUACCUGCCUCCCCCCAAACACAUCAGCUCUUGCCAGUGACAGACAGCCUGGGUCUGAGUUCUUUCCUAGGGAGGAGGAAGGCCUGGGUCUGAGUUCUUUCCUGCUGCCAGGGAGAAGGAGAUGGGCCGUGUGACUGGAGAGGUGGUCUUCAGAGGGCCUCAGAACACGGUUUAUAUCCAUCCCCAGGACUCUGGGUUCUUGAAUUAUCUGCAGGACCCCCUUCUGUCCCAGGCAGGAGUUAGCUUUCUCUGGAAAGUCAGGUAUUCCUGAAUCUAGCCUGGUUUGGAUCCUUAGCCCCUCCAAAUGCCCUGUUCUCUGGGAGGUCCAUACCUCACAACUGGAAACCCCCCUCCCCCCAACACACAUCCCCAAGGGAAGCUGCCAGUGCGGAAGCUUCCUUGAAAAUCAUGUGACCCGGGCCAAAGCUCUGCUGGGCUGGGCACACAUUAAAGUGCCUGCUGAGGCUGACGUUUAAGGGGCAUGGGGCCCAGAGGGAGGGCUAGUAGAGCCUAAGAAUCCUGGGAUAUCCAGGUGUGGGAACCCCUGGCUCCUGCUGCAGAGGGUCGGGGAGAGGAGGAGAGGGAAGAGCCUGCCAAGCUGGAAUCCUUCCUGGCCCCAUCAUUCCUCCUCCUACCAGCUUGGUGUGUGUGUUUGUGUAUUUUCUUUACAAUUGCCCCAUGCUGAGUACCCUGUUCAGAUCCAUCCAUUCUCUGAGUCCAUCCCAUGGCCUUGAUCCUCCAUCACCCUACAUAAGCAUAGCUAAAGGGCUGAGUCUUAAAUAUGAUUAUUAGUGCCUACAAAUAGCGAGCAGGAGGUGAGUAUGGAAAGGUUGUCAGGCUGGAGGUAGAUGGGAGGUUGAUCUUGAAGUUGAGGUAGGGUGCCUGGUCCUGUAGGAGAAGGGAGAAAGUUUCCCUCUCAGUCUCUCAGGGAGCAGCAUGGGUACAGAAGAGGACCUGUAUGUGUGAGGGGGGACAACUUAAGGCAGUGCCCUAAAAGGUAUGUUCCUUUUGUGUGUCUGGUGAUCUGGUUGGGGAAGAGGAGGCCUAAGAUGGCCGAGAGUGGGGAAUCUUUUUCCUGAAUGUGAGGAAGUCUUAUGGAUUGGUGCCACAGAGGAUGGAUGGAGGUUAGUCUUCAAGAGAACCACUUGGGGAGGGGCAUGAGAGUGGCCUGGGGGUUAGAAAUGGUAGGAUUCGGGGUAAGGGAGGGCACCACGCUUGCAUGGGUGUGUGUGAGCACAUGGCUGAACACAGGGACCCCGUGGCAGCAUGUCCAGUGCAGGCCUAAAGACCACCCCCCGCAACCUGAGCAGCCCUGGGGUGGGGGCCCAGGCGCCCUGGCAGGCUGCCUGCCUGCCGCCUGCCUGCCUGCCUGCCUGAGUCUCUCCUUUGUGCUCUGCUGUCUCCCGGCUCCUCCUCCCCCAGCCCGGCAGAGACAGCACAUGCCCCACACAUGUGACUGAGGGAAGCCAGAGCACACGCAGACCCACACACAUGCACAUGCAGAAGGAAACACUACAAGAUACACACAUACACACAUCUAGCUCUCAUAGUGCUCCUGGGGUGUGUAGUAGCUUCUGGGGCUUUGGUCAGGAGCAGGGAGGACCUCUGCUAAGGGACAUCAUCCUGGGCAGGGCAGGUUGCUGAGGGGGCCAGGGCCUGUCUGGGGCAGCAUGUGACUCAGAAGGGUUAAGGUAGGGAGGAGUAGGGGGAGGGGAGGAGGCAGCAGUGGUGGCGGCUGGGAGCCAGGAGAGGAGGAUGGCAGAGCGCCAGGCCAACGGGAGGCCGGGCACAGACAAAGGAAGGGGGGCAGGCACACUGGAGGCCUGGGUCAGGGAGCCCCAGGGGCCCGGGCAGGGGGCAGUGCUGGUACCUUAUCCUGUGGGCUGGGGCGGGCUGCUCCCCUUCAGAAUUCCCACCUCCAGCAGGGGUGCUCUUGCUCUUCCCUCCCUCAUCACCUUUGUCAGUCUUUGCUGCUCCCUGCUUUCUCCCCACCCCACCUCCCACCAAUUUUAGAGCCUUCUAACUCUGAGUUGCUCUCUUUAGUUGGACCUCAUCUGCCCCUGUGCAAGUGGGAGAAUUAAGUCCGAACUGAGAGAGGACUUGCUGGAGAAGGGGAACUAGGAGAGGGCCCGUUUUGAAUGAUAUGCCAGGGUCUGGAUACAUCUUGGUAUUUAGGGGCCCUUCUCCCUGAAAUUUGAGGAGACAGACUGGGUGAGGGUUCUGAGUUCUGAACUGGAUGCUGAAGCCAGAGCACACAACCAUCUCCCCUCCCCAAGUAGAUAGUCAUUUGGGGCCUGGAGUGACCAUUCCUUGGAGGGGGCAGGCAGUAGGAAUGGCUGCAGUGCCCCAGGGCUGGGCUUGUGUGAGUGGGGUUAGAACCAGGGUUCCAGCCUCAGGCCCUCCUGUCUCACUAAUCUGUGCAAGUUCGGAUAAUAGGCCCUGGAUGCUAUUAGGAUCUCUUGAGGUACUGCCUGUGAAUGUGCUUUGGAAAGUUUAAAGGCACAAAACAAAUGACAGGAAUUGUCCUGUCAGUGGGGGAGGAAUGUAGUUAUCCCAGAGUUGGGCUGUAAAUUUGGGAGUCAGGACAAGUAUCUCAAGUCCUGGUGGUAGGCAGUAUGAUGGUAGGCAUUCUGGCUGAAGAGUAUAGAUUUCGAUAGGUUUAUGAAAGCCAGGAUAUAUCAUAUGGCCAGGCCAUGAUGGAGAAUGGUGUGCAGAUUUCAGAGGGGGGUGGGGUUAGUCCCUGGGUAACAAAUGGUCAGGGUAUGUGUGUAGCAGUCUGUCAAAGGUUUAGGAGGUAUAAUGCAGUUUUGGGGUGUGUCUUGGGGCUUGGGGCAUGUGCGUCACAGGUCCCACUGUGUAUGUGUGUGUGUCCUGGGUUUGGGUUUAUUUGAGGUUUGAGGUAUAUCACAGGUUGAAGUGUGUAUCAGGUACGGAUUUGUGUGAGAGUGAGCUGUGUUAAUUGUGUGUGGAGGAUGUUCACAGAGCCAGAUGCAAUAGUAUUAUUGCACAGUCAGCUGGUAUGUAUGCCAUCCUGUUGUGGGGCUGUGUGUGAAUCUGGUUGGGGGGGGGUGGGAAUACAAAGCUGAGACUCAAAUUGCAAAGAAGAAGGAAGUCCUUACUGCCCCCCACUUCCCAUGUGAGAGAGAGAGAAAGAGAGAGAGAGAAAGAGAGAGACUGUGUGUGUGUGUGUGUGUGUGUGUGUGUGUGUGUGUGUGUGUGUGUUUCUGUCCAGGUAGUAGGGCCUGGACCACUAUCCAAGUUUUAGAAAAGCCCCCUCUCUUGGGCUUCCCCCCUUGCAUUGGAGAACAGGUUGCUACCCUGGUAACCAUAUACCAUUUUUUCCUAGGGUUUGGGGGAGGAUUCAGCAGCAGACUAGACCCCUUCUGGGGACCCUCAGAUGGGCAAGUUUGCCUUCCUGAGCUCUAACAGAGCCCCUUUCCCUUGCACCCACGUGCCUCCGGUGGUGGUGGUGGUGGUGGUGGUGGUGAUGAUGGGUGGGUGGGGGAAAGGGGGCUUCCUGCAAAGGUAGUUAGCAUUUGGAACUAAGCUGGGUUGGGGGCAGGGAACCUGGAGUGUCCCCCUCCUUCCAAUCAGUGUUUACAGGCUGAAGUCUGAGUGUGUCUCUGUCAAAAAUAACCCCCUGGAGCCUUCCCCCCAGCUGCUCUGGGAUUUCACCAGCCACGGGUGGCUGCUCAGGCCAGCCUUCAACCCGAGAGAUCACUAGGGAGAGGAAGAGAGAUUUGGGGGAUGUUUGGGAGACCGUUAGAAGAUACUGGGAGUCUCCAGAGAGGACGAGUGCCCUCCUCCAUCCCUGCCUGUGGCUUAGGCUCCCCAGCUCACCCCUGAGCACCCCGCUUGGGGCUUGGGAGCGGCAUUCCAGUUCCUGGCUCCCACAGCCCUCCCCUCCAUCCCGGUCUCUCCAGACCCAGUCUCUCUGUAUCCCUCUCUCCGGCCUGUCCCCUGUCUCUCCCAGUCUCUGUCUCUCUUUUGUUUUUCUCAGCAGUCCUCCCUGCCUGCCUCCCUCUCUCAAGCUCUCUCCCUCCCCUCUCUCCCUCUUCCUCUUUCCUCGCAGGGAGGGGGCGGGGCCGGUGGGGGCAGCUCCACCCUCCGCCCGCCCUGGGGCCUCAUUCUGAGAGAGGCUCUGAGAGAGCCAGCGGGGAGGGAGGGAGAGAAAGGGAGAAAAGGAAGGGAGCCGGCGGGGCGCUGUGUGUGUCUGUGCGUGAGCGAGUGUGAGUGAGUGUGAGUGCCGGGCCCUGCCUCUGCUGGUGCCCCGGCGGAGGGGCCUGCUGGCCUGGGGAGGGCGGGCGGGCUGCUUGGAGGCAGAGGCAGAGGCGGCGGCGGGGAGAGCGGAGGAGGAGGAGGAGGAGGAGGAGGAAAGAGCGGAGCAGCCAUUGUUGAGGGAAACCUUGCAAACAAAGAAGGCUCCGGACUCCCCGCGGCCCCCCGCCCCCCAGGCCGGCCCCCUGGCCCCGGGUCCCCAGCCCAGUGGCUAUUGUAACUUUCUCCCGGGGCUGUGGCCGCCGUGGGGCGAGCCGAGGCCGUGCGUGCGAGUCUUUGUGCAGCCCGCGGAGUGGAACUCCCAGCCAGGCCUGCCUGUCCCACUCGGGACAUGAGCGGCUGAAGUUGGCCCCCCCUCAGGCCUCACCCCUGCCAGGGCCCCUCUGGGCUCGCAGCCGCUCCCCGCACCUCUCCUGGCCCCCUCAGUUCUCCCAGGUUGUUCCUCAAAGUCAUUCAAGCUGUACUCACCCAAGGAGCCCCCGAACGGCAACGCCUUCCCCCCCUUCCAUCCCGGCACCAUGCUAGAUCGGGAUGUGGGCCCAACUCCCAUGUACCCGCCUACCUACCUGGAGCCUGGGAUUGGGAGGCACACACCAUAUGGCAACCAAACUGACUACAGGAUAUUUGAGCUUAACAAACGGCUUCAAAACUGGACAGAGGAGUGUGACAAUCUCUGGUGGGAUGCUUUCACGACUGAGUUCUUUGAGGAUGAUGCCAUGUUAACCAUCACUUUCUGCCUGGAGGAUGGACCAAAGAGAUAUACCAUUGGCCGGACCCUGAUCCCACGCUACUUCCGCAGCAUCUUUGAGGGGGGUGCUACGGAGCUCUACUAUGUACUUAAGCACCCCAAGGAGGCAUUCCACAGCAACUUUGUUUCCCUUGACUGUGACCAGGGCAGCAUGGUGACCCAGCAUGGCAAACCUAUGUUCACCCAGGUUUGUGUGGAGGGCCGGUUGUACCUGGAGUUCAUGUUUGAUGACAUGAUGCGGAUAAAGACGUGGCACUUCAGCAUCCGGCAGCACCGAGAGCUCAUCCCCCGCAGCAUCCUUGCCAUGCAUGCCCAGGACCCCCAGAUGUUGGAUCAGCUCUCCAAAAACAUCACCCGGUGUGGGCUGUCCAAUUCCACUCUUAACUACCUCCGACUCUGUGUGAUACUCGAGCCCAUGCAGGAGCUCAUGUCCCGCCACAAGACCUACAGCCUCAGCCCCCGUGACUGUCUCAAGACCUGCCUCUUCCAGAAGUGGCAGCGCAUGGUAGCACCCCCUGCGGAGCCUGCACGGCAGCAGCCCAGCAAGCGGCGGAAAAGGAAGAUGUCAGGGGGCAGCACCAUGAGCUCGGGGGGUGGCAACACCAACAACAGCAACAGCAAGAAGAAAAGCCCAGCCAGCACCUUCGCCCUCUCCAGCCAGGUACCUGAUGUGAUGGUGGUGGGGGAGCCCACCCUGAUGGGCGGGGAGUUCGGGGACGAGGACGAGAGGCUCAUCACCCGUCUGGAGAACACCCAGUUUGACGCGGCCAACGGCAUUGACGACGAGGACAGCUUUAACAACUCCCCUGCCCUGGGCGCCAACAGCCCCUGGAACAGCAAGCCUCCGUCCAGCCAAGAGAGCAAAUCGGAGAACCCCACGUCACAGGCCUCCCAGUAAAGGCUUUGCCAUGGCCACCGCCACCCAGCGCUCUGCCUGUCUGCCCCACCCCUCGAAGCCCCAGGGAGCAGAAGACAGAAUGAAGAGACUGAGCAUCUAAAAUGGGCAGCCUCAUCCACCCGCUUCAGGGAGGAACUGGACUCACUGGGGGCAGGUGCCAAGAUUUGCCCCCCCAGUGGCCCUGGGCUGGGGCUGGCCUCUGCAGAGCCUUUUGGGGAAGGGGGUACUCAUGUGGAUGCCUAUGUGGACCCUGGGCCUCUGAGAAAUGUCCUGACCACCUCCCAGGGCAUUUGCCUCCAUCCUCACCCCAGGUUCUGGGUUCCCUCAUCCUCCUGACUCCACCCUCUUCAAGCCUGGGGUUGUCUAUGCCCACAGCCCUUAGGGACUUAAAAGUUAUGGGGCUUGAUUGAAUGCCCCUCCUCCAAACCCUCCCCUUAGGUGGCUGGUAGUAGAGGGGUAAAGCUUUGGGCUCCUCCCUUCUGCCACCUAUCCCAGCUCCAAGUUUUUUAAAAAAUAAUAUUAUUAAAGAUGUAAGUU
This is a messenger RNA of Aethalodelphis obliquidens (Pacific white-sided dolphin), 7145 nucleotides long. It is a transcript of the gene LDB1, whose product is annotated as LIM domain binding 1. The transcript is spliced from 11 exons. Bases 5481 to 6608 code for a protein of 375 amino acids. The record is from RefSeq and is a predicted model, not a curated record. Lineage: Eukaryota; Metazoa; Chordata; Mammalia; Artiodactyla; Delphinidae.